This is a messenger RNA of Asparagus officinalis (garden asparagus), 1613 nucleotides long. RefSeq lists its product as uncharacterized. NCBI's taxonomy places the organism in Eukaryota, Viridiplantae, Streptophyta, Magnoliopsida, Asparagales, Asparagaceae. The coding region runs from base 136 to 1266 and encodes 376 amino acids. Gene Ontology annotation, biological process: coenzyme A biosynthetic process. The record is from RefSeq and is a predicted model, not a curated record. Gene Ontology annotation, molecular function: pantothenate kinase activity; ATP binding. The transcript has 12 exons. Gene Ontology annotation, cellular component: cytosol; nucleus.
UACGAGGCUUGUGGGUAAAAAAAAAAAAUUCCUUUUUUCUUGGAAUAGCUCGAGGACAUCCGAUCAAAAAUCCAAAGCCCUCGGCCCCAAACCCUAACCAAAUUUUAGCAAAAGAAGUAGAGCUUGAAUUGAGAAAUGGAGAGCGAAUCUCCAUUGGUCCCUUUCCCUCUCCUCCGGACCCCGAUCGAGUCCAACUACAGGGCCUGCACGAUUCCCUACAGAUUCCCCUCUGAUAACCCUAGCGAGCCCACUCCCGUCGAGAUCCAGUGGAUCGAUCUCUUCUUGAAAUCCGUGCCCUCGUUCAGGCAAAGGGCUGAGAAUGACAGUACAGUUGUGGAUGCCCCCGAAAAAGCUGAAAAAUUUGCUCAGAGUUUGUUGUCUUGUGGUGUUGAUAGGUACACAGCAAUUCUUGAAGACAUAAAGAAGGAUCCUGAGAGUCAUGGUGGCCCCCCAGAUGGCAUUCUUCUUUGCAGGCUUCGUGAGCAGGUCCUUAGAGAACUAGGUUUCAGAGACAUAUUUAAAAAGGUUAAGGAUGAGGAGAAUGCUAAAGCUAUUGCACUCUUUGAGGGAGUUGUUCAACUUAAUGAUGCUAUUGAAGAUGAUGGCGAGCGUGUUGAGAACUUGAUUAAGGGUAUUUUGGCGGGCAAUAUAUUUGAUUUGGGAUCUGCACAGCUUGCAGAAGUUUUUGCUAGGGUUGGCAUGUCUUUUAUGACAACUUGUCAAAAUCUUGUCUCCCGACCUUGGGUAAUUGAUGAUUUGGACACAUUCAAGACGAAAUGGAUUAAAAAGUCAUGGAAAAAGGCUGUCAUUUUUGUUGAUAACUCUGGAGCUGAUGUGAUAUUGGGCAUAUUGCCAUUUGCAAGAGAGUUACUUCGACAUGGUACAAAGGUGGUUCUAGCAGCAAAUGACUUGCCUUCAAUCAAUGAUGUAACUUACACUGAACUGGUUGAAAUUGUCAAGAAGCUAAAGGAUGAAAAUCAGCAGAUUGUUGGUGUUGAUACAUCUGGCCUUCUCAUUAUUAAUUCUGGCAAUGAUUUGCCGGUAAUUGACCUGACAAAUGUAUCACCAGAGUUGGCUUAUCUUGCAGGCGAUGCAGAUUUAGUUAUGUUGGAGGGAAUGGGACGCGCAAUAGAAACAAACUUAUAUGCUCAACUAAAAUGUGAUUCACUCAAGAUUGGAAUGGUGAAGCACCCGGAGGUUGCUCAAUUCUUGGGAGGAAGGCUCUAUGACUGUGUAUUCAAAUACAGUGAGGUGUUGAAUUACUGAGACAGUCUCCAUUGGAGUUCUCUUCAGUUCUUCUCGUAAGCAUUUCCCACAGACAUAAGUAGUAUGCAUACUCUGCAGUGAAUGGGUGGGAUCUUCUUACAAAUAAUAAAUGGUAUGCCUAUUCUGUUUUUGGUGGGAGUAGAUACUUAUGUGCUCACUCAAACAUUGUAGAUGAGCUUACUGAAUCCUGUUAUAACAGAUGGAAUUAUCUUUAAUAAUUUAUAAAGUUACAUUUUUGUUAAAAUUUGUGCAGUUUUUGUAUUCUACUAUAUGUUGUUGCUAAGUAAUAUGGAAACAAGUGGCUGAUGGAAAGUUGAAUUUAAGUAAUAAUGAAGUUGUUGGUUUUA